Dovyalis caffra is the source of this 1662-nucleotide messenger RNA. NCBI's taxonomy places the organism in Eukaryota, Viridiplantae, Streptophyta, Magnoliopsida, Malpighiales, Salicaceae. The record is from the annotation of a GenBank genome assembly.
AUGAUAACUGCAGAUGAUUUCUACAAGGUCAUGUGUGCAAUGGUGCCUCUAUAUUUUGCAAUGCUGGUUGCUUAUGGAUCAGUGAAAUGGUACAAGAUAUUCACGCCAGAGCAGUGCUCAGGGAUCAAUAGAUUUGUUGCUGUUUUUGCAGUCCCAGUGCUAUCUUUCCACUUCAUAGCUCAAAACAACCCAUACCAAAUGGACACUAAGUUCAUAUUGGCUGAUACUCUUUCGAAAGUCUUAGUGCUCGUUCUGCUCUCAGUGUGGGCUGUUUUCUUUAAUGGAGGAUUGGAUUGGCUUAUCACUCUCUUCUCGAUUGCCUGUUUGCCUAACACACUUGUCAUGGGCAUUCCUUUGCUCAAGGCCAUGUAUGGAGAUUUCACUCAGAGCCUCAUGGUGCAAGUGGUCGUUCUUCAAUGUAUAAUAUGGUAUACACUUUUGCUCUUCCUCUUUGAAUACAGAGCUGCAACCAUCCUAAUCAAAACCCAAUUUCCCGGCCACGCAGCAGCCUCCAUUUCCAAAAUCGAACUCGACGAUGAUGUCAUCUCCCUCGAUGGAAGGGAUCCACUUCGCACAGAGUCAGAGACAGACGGCACCGGACGCAUUCGAGUCCGCAUCAGAAGGUCAACAUCAUCGGCUCCAGACUCCGCUCUAUCAUCCUCCAUUUGCCUCACUCCUAGACCAUCAAACCUCUCCAACGCCGAAGUUUUUUCUGUUAAUACCCCUGUCACAUUGCACGAAUACCAUGGUUAUAAUGGUCAUUUCAGUCAUGGGCCCAACAAUGAGACAGUGCUAUGUAAUGGUGACUUGGGAUUUGCAUAUCGGUCUGGAACGAGUCCGCGGUUGUCAGGAUACGCGUCGUCUGAUGCUUACUCUCUUCAACCGACACCGCGUGCGUCCAAUUUUAAUGAAUUAGACCUGACUAAUGCAGCAAACACGCCCUUUUGGGUUCGAUCUCCAGUAGCCGGCAAAAUUUUCCGGCAACAAUCUCCGGCGGCGCCUGAGGUCAGGCAAGUCUGGGAUGAGUCACCAAUAAUAUGUCCAAAUGGCGGCAGCAAAGAUGUGACAGGAAAGGAGAUCAGCUUCAGAGACUGUUGUAAAAUGCCAGCACCAGAGCAAUCGAAUUCGAAGGAAGCAGUAGUAACCAACCAGGAAAUGCCACAUGCCAUUGUCAUGCUAAGACUUAUACUUGUUGUUGUAGGGAGGAAGCUCUCUCGCAAUCCAAAUACAUACUCAAGUGUUUUGGGGCUUCUUUGGUCUUUAGCCUCUUUCAAAUGGAAUGUAGGAAUGCCCAGCUUGGUGAAAUAUUCAAUAAAAAUAAUUUCAGAUGCAGGUCUUGGGAUGGCCAUGUUCAGUUUAGGGUUGUUCAUGGCUCUUCAGCCUCGGAUCAUUGUAUGCGGCAAGAAAAGGGCAACCAUGGCAAUGGCAAUCCGAUUCCUUUGUGGACCUAUCGUAAUGUCGGCUACUUCUGUCGCUAUUGGAAUGAGAGGAGUACGGCUCCGUGCAGCCAUAGUGCAGGCAGCUCUUUCACAAGGGAUUGUGCCAUUUGUCUUUGCAAGGGAAUAUGGAUUGCAUCCUGAUAUAAUGAGUACGGGGGUGAUUUUCGGCAUGUUAGUUUCCUUGCCGGUAACCCUCAUCUACUACGUCUUUCUAGGGCUGUGA